GGCAUGUAGUUCCGCGGCGGUUUUGACCCGUGCGAGUCCAGGAAGGGCAUGAUGGCAGCGGCAGCAGCAGCAGCAGCCGAGGCUCAGCAGCUCCGUGUGCAAGAGGCCGUCGACGGCAUGGUGCAAGGGCUGGAGAGGGAGGCCAUCCGGAAGAUGCAGGGCAUCAUGUUCCGGUGCAGCGCAACCUGCUGCGAGAACGACAAGGCUUCCAUGCAACAGGUCCACCAUUGCAUCGAGCGCUGCCAUGCUCCCCUGGCCCAGGCCCAGGCGGUGGUCACCCAAGAGCUGGAGAGGUUUCAGGACCGCCUCUCUCGCUGCACAAUGCACUGCAAUGACAAAGCCAAGGACUCCUUAGACUCCGGGAGCAAAGAGCAGCAGGUCAAGUCGCAGCUGGAAAACUGCGUGAGCAAGUGCGUCGAUGACCACGUCCACCUGAUCCCCAGCAUGACCAAGAAGAUGAAGGAGACCUUGGCGGGGAUCGCACAGUAGGACUCCUGGGGCUGUGAGGAGGAAGAGGGGAAACGUAGCCUCCGAGUUACAACUGAGAAAGGUGUGAGGAAAUUACUGGAAAUGCAGAGUACCAAAAAGUUGGGUUCAGGCAGGGGGGCUUUAUUGUUAUUACUUUUAAUGCAAGGACUAUACUAUGAUGGAUGCUGCAGUGGUCCUGGUUUUGUUUGAGGGUUCAGUGUGGAAGAAAGGCUUCAGAGGAUCAUAACCGGAGAGAUAUUGACCCCAUUCCUCUCGGUGCCAGUGACGUAUGUACACCGUGGUGCAUCGUUGGUGUUCCUUCCUCCUCAGUUUUCCAUGUUUUUUCUCUCUCUGAGUCAUGGAGGGAUAGGAGAAUGGGACACAUUCAGUGUCUCAAUGUGAGGAGUGGGCGCUAUUUUGAUUAGCAGCCUUACAGAUGUGCCUCUGGUGACCUCUGGAAACACGCAGCAGCACUCCGUCUCUAUGCUCUAUGAAAACCUGGAUAAGAAGGACCGCUCUGGCACUAUCAAUGCUGCUACUCUGGACAUGCUCCACAAGAACAGUCAUCAGCCAGAUAUCAAGAGCUUGGAGCCGGCUAUGAAGGGCCUCCAGAUCCAGUGAGUAGGCAAGUGGAAAUGAAGCCGUUGCAGCAGCGUUUCUUCCCUGCCUCCCUGAGAUCCUCUGGGUUCUCAUCCUUCCUCUAUCGCUGUUUCUUGGGAGGCCAUGAUUUUAGCAGAAGGAAGGGCUGCUUCAAGACCAAAAUCAUGAGCCGAAUCAGAGUCCAGCUCUUGGGUGAGAGUCGAGCGUGAGACAGAACAGUGGCUUUGCUAUAAUACUGAGUUGAAGAAACACUCCCAGGCCAUUCAGAAGAAUAAGCAAAAGCGUUGCCUUCAGGUCCCUGAUGAUUCUGCUCAAGUUCAGUUUCAGGUACAGGAAAUGUGAAAAGAGAGAACAAAUUGCCUCAACAAUUGAGAUGAAAGUUUAUUUCCUCUGUAUGAAAUUAUCCUUUAUUGUUUAAUCCAUAAACUCUUCAUUGGUCAAAAUGGUCUGUAUCAAUCCCUGUGACAUUCGAAAGAAGGCCACAUGCCUCCAUAAGCCCUAAGGAGCGUUUAGCAAAGCGGAAUUGUACCACUUUUAAUGAUAGCUAUUGGCAUCUUUGAAGGCCUGUGGAUUGCGGACAGUAAACAGGAUGGAAAAUGUUACGGACACCAGUGAAGGAACUGGUGGCCAGUAAGACCAGCAUUCGUUCCCAUUGGAAUUGCCUGUCUCUGCUUUCUGUUUCCCUGUUUCCUCCUCCCUCUCUUUGAACUGUGAAGUGUUUUCUAAAAGAUUCAAAUACAUGAAUAAAGGGACCUGCACAUUGCAGGGAUUUAGGAGCGCUGCGUUCUGAA
This is a messenger RNA of Sceloporus undulatus (fence lizard), 1859 nucleotides long. It is a transcript of the gene TIMCC, whose product is annotated as family with sequence similarity 136 member A. The record is from RefSeq and is a predicted model, not a curated record. Gene Ontology annotation, cellular component: cytoplasm. The coding region runs from base 49 to 489 and encodes 146 amino acids. NCBI's taxonomy places the organism in Eukaryota, Metazoa, Chordata, Lepidosauria, Squamata, Phrynosomatidae. The transcript has 3 exons.